Molecule: messenger RNA, 1353 nt
Organism: Lodderomyces orthopsilosis Co 90-125
Lineage: Eukaryota; Fungi; Ascomycota; Pichiomycetes; Serinales; Debaryomycetaceae
Exons: 1
Coding region: 1-1353 (450 amino acids)
Cellular component (GO): cytoplasm
Molecular function (GO): electron-transferring-flavoprotein dehydrogenase activity; flavin adenine dinucleotide binding
Source: RefSeq, a predicted model, not a curated record
AUGACUGAGCAAGGAGAAACACCAGAAAUGACGAUUAUUAGCUCGACUAUUAAGAGCGCUGUUCAAACAGCAAAGUCGUACUCGAAAUUGUCAACACCAAUGACAAAUUUACCUCAACGGAGCCAUAUACCAAUACCCUUGAGGACCAAUAUCUUAAUUGUUGGAGGUGCAUAUGCUGGAAUAGCUGCAUUACGGGCCUUGCAAGUGAACUUGACAUCACGUAUCCCUAAAGAUGGCAACAAGAUUAGUAUAACUUUGGUGGAACCCAAAGAUGGGUUAUUGAACAUUUUGGGUAUUUCACGAUCCAUAGUUAGUCCACAAUUUGCUCAAACGCAAUAUGUUUCAUUUAAUAAAUUGGACCACAUAAGAUUUAAUAGUAUCAUAUCUGACGAUGAUAGUGAGGAACAUUAUGACCCAUCGUGGUUUAGCAAAGACGACGAACAGUUGCAAUUGAAUUUUAUUCAUGGUCGUAUAACGUCCUUGGAUUUACUGUCAGCUGAGUAUACAUUGAACAACUCAACUACCACAACAGGUAAAAUUGAUUUUGAUUAUGUAAUCAUGGCAAGCGGAAGAGAUCGCAAUUGGCCCACUACUCCACUAGCAAAUACCCAGCAGCAAUUCCUAGACGAAGUUGGUCGAGCUAAGGAGCAAAUUGAAAAUGCAAAUAUCAUAUCGAUUAUCGGAGCUGGCGCAGUAGGCACUGAGAUAGCUGGAGAUAUCAAGACCGCAUACCCCGACAAAACAGUCAAUUUAAUUCAUCCCCAUGAGCAUUUCCCACCCGAACCGUUGAGUUUAGAAUUUAAAACAAUGGUUCAAGAUUCAAUUGAGAGGGCCGGUGUCAACAUUUAUCUCAACACUAGGAUUGAAAAAGUAUUGGACAAUAACAAUUUACUCACCACCACGCAAAAGAUUAUUGAAUCGGAAUUGAAUUUCCAUUGUUGUUCCAAACACAACAACACAUCAUUCUUACCACAACAACUUCAAAACCACAUAAUCAAUGGACAAGUAAACACUAAUGACUACCUACAACUAACAACCCCCCAAAACCAACACUCUCAAGAGAACUUCUUUGUUAUCGGCGAUUUGGUCAAUUUCCCCAUUAUAAAAUCUGCUGGAUGGGCCAUGUAUAUGGGUCGUCAAGUAGCCAACAACAUUACAAGUUUAAUAUUUGACGGAGUAUUGGUUGAAACUAUGCCAGAUUUAUCGAAAAUGCCAUAUGGAAUGGUUAUAGUUGGUGGUAAUGAAGAGAUUAUUAGUGAGUUGCUGGGUGAUGUGCAGUUGAAUCAUGAGGGGUAUAAGAAAGAGUAUCUUGAUUAUUGUAUUGGUAAAGUAAGAGCUACAUUGGAUGUAUAG